AGGAAGUGCACCUGGUAAUGCCCUCACUGCCCGUCUCCAUCUGUGCUCACCAGAGAGAACUUGCAAGCAAAAUUAAGACAGAAAAUCUGAAAGGAGUUGUGUCGGCAAAAAAUGACAUCCGGGUGGAGAUUGUUCACAAAGACCACAAUGCAGCGCGAGAAAAUGAAGAGCACAACUCCAUGAAACAACUGAUGGUGAGU
This is a messenger RNA of Nematolebias whitei (Rio pearlfish), 200 nucleotides long. Its product is annotated as kin of IRRE-like protein 3. Lineage: Eukaryota; Metazoa; Chordata; Actinopteri; Cyprinodontiformes; Rivulidae. The record is from RefSeq and is a predicted model, not a curated record.